This is a messenger RNA of Podarcis lilfordi (Lilford's wall lizard), 37052 nucleotides long. The record is from the annotation of a GenBank genome assembly. Lineage: Eukaryota; Metazoa; Chordata; Lepidosauria; Squamata; Lacertidae.
CCCCCGUCCCCAGGAAGCGCCGCGGAGCCUGCGAGCGACCCUCCCUCUCCUUCCCUCUGGCCGGCGCACCUGCUCCGCGGCGCGCUCAGUCCGCCAUGGGGGGCUCCCUGGCCCCCAACAGCUCCUUCCUCGCCACGCCCAGGCCGGGCUCUCCGCAGGGCGGCGGCGGCGCUGCUGGCGGGCCCGGCGCUGCUUCCUCUCCGUCCGGGGAUGGGCCGGGCUAUCGUGGCUGCGAGAACGGGGCCCUGAUGGACAGCUUCGGCAUCUUCCUGCAGGGGCUGCUCGGGGUCGUGGCCUUCAGCCUCCUCAUGCGUGAGUCCCUGGCCGGCGCUCCUCCCCGCCCGCCUGCGCCCUUCUCCCCGGGGAGCCCCGGGGCCAGAGAGACAGAGAAACCCCCGCCUCCGCCGCCUUCCCUGCCUCGCAACCCGGCCCCUGGCAGCCUCUCCAUCCUGCUUCCCUGGGGCGCCCCAGCCCCACCUCCGCGCCCCUCCCUCCUUCCCUUUCCUUGCUCUCCUUCCCUGCAACUUCCUGCGAGUUUUGGUUGUCGUAGCCCGUCGUCUUCGAGAUGUAGCAUGACUGCCUCUCUCUCUCUCUCUCUCUCUCUCUCUCUCUCUCUCUCUCCGGGACCGGCUCUCCUUUCUGUGCUGGUGUCUGAGCGGGUCUCUCUCGUGCUCAGCUGUGCUCUUCCCUCCCGCCCCCUACAACCCCCAUUGCUCCUGGUCUCCCGCCUUCUCCUCCUUGGCUUCCCUCGAACAAUGUGCACAGGAAAACCCACCGCCGCCUCUGUGGCUUUGUUCUGCCUCCAGCUGCAUCCCCGACUUGGUAGCGGAGUCCCCUUCUGCCUCCCACUCCUUGCAUCCUCAGAUGUGUUUUCAACACUGAUUCAACUCCGUAUUAGAAUAUGAAGUACUGUAAUAAAGAUUGCCUCGGAGCAUGGGCGCUUACUGGUGUCCAGGUAGAUAGAUGGGUGUGGGUUUCUUUAAAUGCACUUCACUAAGUUGCCAAAAUCGCACUGCUCAAGGGCCCUUUUAACUUCCUCUGUAUCAGCUAUAUGACUCCUCCUGACAAGUUUGCUUAAUCCUCGGUUCACUGACCCUCCAAAAUGGAGUUAUGUCUUGCCAAGAUUUGCCUUCCCAUGAUGUGACCCCAUGCCCACUGUACUGACAUUAUGGUCGUCAUUCUUUAUGUUUGUCACAUUUGUAGAUGAAUGCUGUUCAAGCUUUCUUUACUAAGUGCUUUUGUCACCUUUUGGAGUAAAUUACUUCUGAUACUAUGUUUUAUUUGAGGCUGCAUGUUCACUUUCUUUUCAUUUUCAGCUUCCUGCCUAUCAAGCAUGAGUUUGGGGAGCAUGUCGCUCUACCUUUAGCUGCUUAAAAUCCAUGGGAAAGUAUGUUUAAAAAAUGAAAGCUCUAGUGUGUUCUAGCGCUUAUUCUGCAAGAAUAAAUAUAGCAACUUGUCUUAUGAAUUGGCUUUCUGAGAAGUGUGGUUGCAAUAGCUGUCUGCCUUCUGCAGCUGCUGUGUGCAGGAAACAUGUUAAUUUGUUUUGAGAUUCCAAAUGCUGUGAAUCUCACAGAGUGGCUCAUGUUUACCAACUAGAUCAUGGUGUUUUUUUAAUGGCUUAUGCACUAUUGCCUGUGUUUAGCUCUUCAGAGAAGAGUUGCACCCUCCAACGUCAAUCAGGUUCCCUUCCUCCUGUGUGUAGCCUGGUGAAAAAAGGUUCAGAACUUGCAUGCUAUUUUGUCAUAUUUUGGUUGGCUUAAUAAAGGUGGUGUUCUGUUGCAGAUUUUGGAACCCUCCCAUAUUUGAUUCUCAAUAUGUGUAUUCUUUAUGCCAUUGACAGUCAUUUUCUCUAUUCAAGUGCUACUCUUAUUAUCACUCUGAUCUGUCUUGCAAAGUGUUGUGCUAAUCCUUUGCACAGUGUUGCAUAGAGACCCAUGAGCUGGCUGUUCACCAUUGGAAGAAGCAUUAUGUAAACUUUUUCUCUGUUUAGCAAAGUAGGUUUACAAAUUUUCUGGCACUCAUCUGUAGCCCAAACAUAUAUUUGGUGACCUCUUGGUGUGUGUGGUUUUGCCAUACAUUUGGAUAUUGGAUGCCCCUUUUAUGAUCCACCUUAUGUCAGACUAAUGCUCGACUGCAGGUCCCAACUCUCCAGUUGAAGACCAGAGUGUCUAAAGACUUCAAACCUUUCCCAGGUCUGCUGUUUGGGAUCCUCAAGUGUGGCUGCAUAAGGACCUUACAGAUGAGCUGAGAUUUAACAUGUAUAAGAAAUGGAAGAAAGGGGAAAUCACGAAAGAAUUUACACAAGUGGUAAAUAGUUGCAGGGAGAAGGUCAUUCUGAGCCAAAGCUCAGACUGAACUCAGACAUGCAAGAGGGGUUAAAAAUAAAUUUAAAGGUUUCUUCUGCUAUGUUUGAAGCAAGAGGAAGAACAAGCCGGUAGUAGGUCCCUUGCUUGGAGAAGAUGGAGAAAUGCUGUUGAGUGACAGAGAGAAGUGGGAACUGCUCAACACUUACUUUGCCUUUGUCUUCACCCAAAAGGAAAGCAGUGCCCAACCUGAUGAUAACAGAGUAAACUAUGCAAGGAGGGAGCUGCAGCCCAAGAUAGGAAAAGAGGUGGUAAUGGAACACCUAGCUACUUUCAAUGAAUUCAAAUAUCCAGGGCCUGAUGAGCUACACCCAAGGGUACUAAAGGAGUUUGCAGGUGUAAUAUCAGAGCCUCUGUCUAUAAUCUUUGAGAAUUAUUGGAGAAUAGAUAAGGUCCCUGCAGAUUGGGCAAAUGUCCCCAUCUUCAAAAAGGGGGGGAAAGAAGACCCAGGUAAAUGCCGACCGGUGAGCUUGAUAUUAAUACCAGGAAAGGUCUUAGAAUGGAUGAACAGUCAGUCUGCAGCACUUAGGAAAGGAUGCUGUGAUUACUAACACCCAGCAUGGGUUUCUCAAAACCAAGUCAUACCAGACAAAUCUCAUUUCUUUUUUUGAUAGUUACGGGCUUGGUGGGUCAGGGAAAUGCUGUGGACAUAGUGAAUCUUCAUUCAGUAAGACUUGACGAAGUCCCCCAUGAUAUUCUUGUGGAGAAGCUGGUAAAAUGUGGUCUGGGUGAAGUUACUGUUAGGUGGAUUUGUAGCUGGUUGACUGACCAGACAGAAAGAGUACUUAUUUAUGGUUCAUCGUUAUCCUGUAAAAAUGUGACAAGUUGGGUGCUGUAGGGUUCUGUCCUGGGCUGGUUGUUCAACAUAUUUAUAAAUGCAUUGGUGAAAGAACUGAGGGGAUGCUAAUCAAAUUUGGAGAUGCCACCAAACUGGGAGGAUGCCGCUGAAGACAGAAUCAGAAUUCAAGAUGACCGUAACAAAUUAGAGAACUGGGCCCAAACUAACAGGAUGAAAUUCAAUAGGGACACAUUUAAGGUUCUACACUUCGGCAGGAAUAACCAGCUGCACAAAUAUAAGAUUGCCAGCAGUACAUGUGAAAAGGAUCUAGGGGUCUUAGUAGACCACAAGCUUAACAAGUGUGAUGCAUUGGCUUCACGUUCAAAAAAAAAAGGAGAUUUCAACUGAACAUCAGGAAGAUGUUUCUGUCAGCAAGAGCUGUUCGACAGUAGAGCACACUCCCUCAGAAGGUGGUGAGCUCUCCAUUGGAAGUUUUUAAGUAGAGGUUAGGUGGCCAGCUGUCUUGGAUGCUUUAGUAGAUAUUCCUGCAUUGCAGGGAGUUGGACUGGAUAACCCUUGGGGUCCCUUCCAAAUCAACAAUUCUAUGAUUCUGUGUGUGUUUAGAAAGGUACAGUCAUACCUAUGUUGUGCACCUGAAAUGGCUUGGGAGGAAGACUGAAUAGGCUCACUCACGUUCUUAAGUGUUAUCUUUUAUUAGUGUGCAGUAAGCAUAGUCUGGAAAAUAGUAGACAUUUUUUCUCUUCCCGUUUAAAAAUAAAUGAGUACAGCUCAUUUUCCAUUGUUUGAAAAGAGCCAAACUUGAUGUAGCUUUCAGAACUCUUAUCCUUUCUGUUGUGAUACAGUUAGAAUGCAUUAAGGCAAAGGUAGUGAAUGUGUGCCCUCCAUAUGUUGUUGGACUACAAAUCACUUCCUGAACAAGGUGGCAGGGUGCUUUGGGGAGGGGAAUCACUAAAAAACCAUGUGGUUCCACAAUCAAUUUUCCAUCAUAACAGGACUCUUUCCACCAUAACAGUUCCAGUUUCCAGUCACCUGAAAGCUGUUUAGAUGUGUAUUAUAUGUAACAUUUUUUCUCCUUCACUUUCCCUUCACCUCCACCAGCCCAUAGACUUAAAUGGACACUCAUGCAUUCAGGUGUAGCAGAUACCUUCAAGUGAGGAGCCCACCCUGGAGUGUGACUGUCAGAUUCUGGGACAACUUGCAGUGAGAUUGGAUAGUGCAGGCUUUUAUUUGAUGCUGAGAUUGGGGGCUGCUCUUUGAUUCCAGGUGUGCCGUUACCUUCCCAUUGGGAACUGAGUCACUCAUUAUAACAAAGCAAUCCUGGGAUGGAAGCUGAUAUACCCUUAUUACAGCAACCAUCCUUUUCUAUGUCAGCGCUGCUUCUUUCAAGACUGAUUGGGGCAAUUGUGGGCCUUUGCUCAUCUUGCUUCCCUUAUUUGUUCCAGUGGGAAGCAGAGGAUUCUUUUCAGCUCUAGCUUGUUUGUUGUUUUCCUCCAGCUGUUCCUCUCCAUGGAGGGAAGGAAAAUAGACUGGUUCAGGGGCUGGUUCAGCUAUUAACUUGGGAAGACACCCUACCAGUAUACCUGAAGCCAAGUUUGUGUUUUCUUUCUUUUUAGAGUUGGUUAGAUGUAAUUGGAGAAACUAUUAGUCUGCAAAUUUAAAUCUAACAUUCUUUCAUUUGAGAUCAUAUCAUAUCUGACUUACAUCAGAUGCCAUAGGAAGGCAUCUUUGUAGCAUCUCAGACAUCCUUAUUGCUGUAUAGAUAUUUUGGAACCUAUUACGUGAUCAAGUUAUGCAACAGAUUUCAGGCACAUCCUUGCCUAUUGUUUUUAAAUGGAGGUGAGGGGAAUUACAGUGGUACCUUGGUUCCCGAACGGCUUAGUUGUCGAACAAAUCGGCUUCCGAACUCCAUAAACCCGGAAGUAAGUGAUCUGGUUUGCGAACAUUUUUCGGAAGCCAAAUAUCUUCCGCGGCUUCUGAUUGAGUGCAGGAAGCUCCUGCAGCCAAUUGGAAGCUGCACCUUGGUUGUUGAACAGACUCCCAGAACGGAUUAAGUUCGAGAACCAAGGUACCACUGUACUCUGUCUUUCCGACAUAGUGAUACUUGAGCUUCCCCUCCCCCUCCUUUCUUCAUUUCAGAUCAUACACAGUUUUCAUUUUUGCUUGUUAACAUCUCUUCCUCACUUGUAAAUAUCUUUUUAUCUUAUAUUCCGGACAGGGUUGCCGAAUCAUAAAUAUAUAAAAGAAGCUUAGAAUAAACAAACCAUGGGCUUCUCUCCCCAACCAACUCUCACGCCGAAGAAAAUCUUAUCUCAAUUCAAACCUUUGAUCCAUGUAGCUAGUAUAUUCCGCAGUAUGUUGUUGCAACCCUUUCCCAUCACACACCGGUACUUUAAAGCCAAUUAAAGAUCCAAUUAAUGGCAGUGUAGGGGGGGGUUUGCCAGGCAAAGCACUUUUACAUUCAGUGCCUCCCACAUUCCAUGCCAAAGCGGGAGCCAGGUACUGAGACAAACUGCAAAAGUUUGAAAGUUUAUUUAUUUAUUUAUUUAAUUCAUUUCUAUGCCACUUUAUUUUUUAAGAAAAACAUCUCACUGUGGUUUACAGCCUGUAUUAAAACAUCAAAUAAAACCAUUGAGAAUAAAAGGUUACUGAAGAAAGUCAAAUAAAAAGUUUGCAUUCAUAGCAACAUAAUUAACAGGAAACUAAAAUGUUCUCAAAAAUUUCUAAAUAAAACAUUACAAAGGAGGCCAACUACAUAAUGCACACUUAACGCAGCAAAGUGAACAAAAAAAUUAUCUGAAACAUUUCAAAAGAAAAGGAAGUCAAAUGCAAAACACAGUUUAAAACCACAUACUGUAAUUAACAAGAGAGUAAAAUAUUGUCAUAGCCUGUGGAUGCUCAGGCUCAAUGAUCUGGGUCUGCCCUAAGAAACAACCCCCUUAAACAAAAACUAUAGUGAUAUGUCACGGAAAGACACUACUUUUUCUCAAAAACCUGUAGUUGCCUGAAAACAGUUACUGUUAAGAUAAAUAUUCUUUUAUUGGGCCAAUAAAAAUGGCUGGUGUAUGUAACUGCCAUUAUUUUUAAUUUUAGAAUGAGUGACAGGUGGAGUAGAUGCGGAACCUUGUUCAUGUGCGUAGUUCUGUUACCCAAAGCUUGGAGCAGGCCCCAGAACUCUGACAGGUUUGAAAAGAUUUAAUGCUUAAAUGUGUGGUAUGUGGUAAAAUUUGUUGGAGUUUUGCCAUCUUAUAAAAAAAAUGCUAUAGUGUUUUUUUCAAGUAGUUUUUAUAAGGGAUAUUGAUUAAUUUUAUAGAUUCAGAUUGAUAUGCUAGGAAAUAAGAUACAGUAUUUAGUCUAUUGGGCUGUGGAUUUUUCAAGCUUAUUCCUUUUCUUUUUCCAUGCCUGUGGAGCAGCAGAACACUGAAAUCAAAGGAGGAUAGAAUACUAUUCAUACUGGAGGAUCUUAAUAAUUAUAGGAGGUUUUAAAGGUCAUUUACGUGUGAAAUUCUCCAAACUGCACCUCCAAAGUGGUCCCCUUUCCCCAAUAUCUCCAUCCUUUAUAGGCAGUGUGAUCUUACCUCAGAGGUAGCUUUGGAUAUGACCAACAAUUGUAGUCCACCCAACAUGGAAGUGACCACGAAAUAUACUCACUGUACUUGUUUAUCAUUUCUGAAGCUAUUUUUUGUUGCUUAGGAAAGCCUGAGUAGUUGGUUUUACUGUUAGGAUGGGUCCCAUCAACCAACAAUUUGGGACUUCUUUCAGUUUCAAAGAGAAAAGUGACAAAAUGAGGAAACAAGUUGGAUAAUUUGAUUGAGGUAAGCGUGGUUGUUUUUGUCCCUAGCAAAAACUUACAGGAAAUUAGUUUUGUCUUUGAAUCUCAGAUUCAUCACUUGGAGCACUAGUCUAAAAACUUCUUAUUGGAGUAACUGCUAGACUCUUAAGUUUUUCUUGGGGCCCUAUAUGAUAAUACGGUUUAGUGUGUCAAAAGCCAAUUAAUCACAGUAUCAUUUAACAGUCUCACUUAAAAGUACCUGCACAAUACAGUUGUGAAGUCCCCUGCUGUGGAACCAUGCUUGAUCCUAUUAGAUGGAGAGGCAUCUCCAGGAGUCUUUUAUGGUGUAGAAAGGGCAAGAAUUAAAUUUAUCUUUUGUCUCCCAACUACAAAAUACUAUUGUAUUUAAAUAGCAAAGUGGGGGGAAAUACAAUAAUAGAAGUGGGGGAAAUUUAUUUCUGCCUCUAUGUGCUUUUCAGUUGCAAGGUAGCUGCUGAUAAAUUCUGAAACAAAUCUAGCAGAUUGCUGGAAAUACCUUUCAGCUUUUUCUGAAAUGGGAUCAGCAGUGUUGAUGCUUCUUGCUACAAUUACAUAAAUUAGACAGAAUCUCUUUAGGCUUUGAACUUAAUGCUUAAAGGGCUGUUUAGUCUAUCAUGAGCAGAUUUUUAGAAAUCAUCUAAGAAUAUUGAACUCGAACUCUUAAUCAGCUGCUUGUAACAGAUUAAAAUGUUCUUUGUAGCGCAUUGUGUGCAUAUCUUUAAAAGUGUGGAGUACUUUUUUUAUUAUUACUCAUUUCAGAGUUAGAGAGGCCCCAUUCUUCCUUACCUGGAGAGAUGGGCGAAAAGGGGAAUUAUUCCUGAUGCAACACUGAUUUCAGAAACAGAAGAGAAUGGGAGAGGCCUCUUCCUGAUUCUGCACUGAACCUAGAUGCUUAGAAAGCAGUGAGGUUUCUUGCACAUCCCUCUUUUUGGUUGUGCAAGAGAAGGCCUCUCCUCUCCCCAGAUGGGAGGGGUUGUGAGCGGGAGCAGCUUCCUGCUGGGGCAGGGAGGCAAACUCGGCUCCCUGCUCCUGAUUGCUUCUGCUGCCAUGGCCAAGCCUUCCAGCCGACCAAUAGGGCCGGCUGGUGGGCGGGGCUAGCCGCAUUUAAACCGCAGCAGCGCUCAGCUCCCAGUCUGUUCCUGCUUUCUUUGGAUCUCCUGCCCUCCUUCCCUCUUAGGUCAGCUUCUUUUGCAUAUUGACCUUGCUAUGGACUUCGGUUGGUUGCCCAAGGGGCCUGGUAGGACUUUUUUAUCCAUUUGGCAAAUUGGCACCAGCCUCUUGGUUUUUUCGCCUACCUUGUAGCAAUUCGUCACAACUUUCUGGUAUUGGCGGUUAGGCAUUGGAAUAUGUGUGCUGUGUUGGAGGAUUGGGUAUGGGCCAUCAUCUACCCCUCCUCUUUGGGGUAUUCCAUUAAAGGAAUCCGGCGGUUGUGGAUCCUGUCCGAUGCCCUGCUGGUGGCUAGGGCCAUGGCAUGAGCCCCGGUGACGUCAUGGGGGAGCUUCCAGUUGUAUUUGCAUCAACAAGCUCCUCCCAUUGGUUGUUAACCCUGAUAUGACUCCCGGCUGUGCGGAGUGGAGUCUUGUAUUGCUGUUUCAUCCAAUGCCUAAGCUAAUACUACUCACAUGCUGUAACCAACAAAAGUUGUGGCCUAAUUUUGCCCAUUAACCUAAAAUAUUGUGUCUUUGUGUCAUAUUAUACUCCUUUGCGGGUGGAGUGUCCUCAACUCAAAACAGGAGCUUAUCCCACACAGCUGGGCUGGGAAGAGAUACUGUCUCUCUCACUGGAGGGGAUAGGAGAACAAAAAUCUGCCUGGUUACCGAGAUCACCCUAGAUCUGGUGACUCUGUUCUGUGCCUAAAGCUAGAAAUGUUUUAAAGCACUUCAUAGUAAUUAUGUCAAAGUGGGCAAAAUAGAAUCCAGUAACUAGUAUUUAUGGCCUCAAAUUUGUUGCUUUUUGCUUGUGUUGACCUUACCAUUCCUACUGUCUUCUAGAUGUUUCAAAACCAUAGCAAAUCCUGGAAACCUUUGAAUUGUCCUUCCUCGGUCUGGUACCCAAUCUGGAGAAGUUUUGGACUCUACCUCUUAUUGGCUCUAGCCGACAUGGCCAAAGAUCAAGAAUGAUGGGAAUUGUAGUUCAAACAUGGGGGGACAGAACACCAGAGGAAGGCUGCUUUAAACACAUCUACAUCGUUGACAUUACCAGUAAAAGUUGAUUCACAUGUUUUAUAUUUAUAUUUAGGGCUGACUGUAAGAGCUAUGCUAGAUCAGUCCAAGAGAUCCUGCAUCAUGUUUUUCACAGUGGUAAGCUUAUUCUGCUUAUAAGCUAAUUUUCUGCUUAUAAGCAGAAUUUCAAGGCAAAAAAUUUCCUCCAUUUCUUGUCCAUCAGCUUCUAUUGUUCAGAGGCUUACUCCCUUUUGGCACGGAACUGUGUUGUAGCUAUCACUGUUUAAUAGCAUUGAUGGUCAAAUGUGUAUGGGGGGAUCUGAUUACCAUAAAACCAUUUGCCAUCACUGUAGCCUAUGACAAUCAUUUUUCAUAAGUUGACUAUGUGUUGUGAGGAAUAAUUCCCUUAGGGUUUUUUUUUCUGAAUUUAGGCGCCAGUCACUUCAUUGGGGGACCAGGGUUCUAAAAGAAAGAGAAAAAUCCUUCUGCAUACCCUUCUUUAUAUUAUAAGACCUGUCUCCCUUCACUCUGAAGUAAUUUUUCUAAACUAAAAAGGUGAUGGUGUACCCAUUUUAGGAAGCUGCAACCCAUUUGUGCCUCAUUUUUUAAAAAACAAGUUUUAUUAAGGUUUUUUGUGUUACAUAGCAAAUAGAUAAACAAGGAGCAGCACAUCUCUUGUCUCCGCUUUCAAUUGUGCUUCGUUUUUUAAAGACUCAGUACUUAGGGUGUGCCAGAGGAGUGUGGUUAAAUAAAUCAUAUCAGUUUAAGAAAUAAAAUGCAGCAUAAGAGGACCAUAAAACAACAGUGAUAUUUAAAAAUGUAUCAAAGGCACAGUGGGAUAUGUUUUUGCUGCCUUCCUAAAUUUCAAGGGGGGGGCAACCUCGUUUGGGAAGGUGUUUCUAACAAUCUGGCUGCUCUGCUGAGAAGUCUUGCUCUCUUGUCCCUGCCAAGCACACCUCCCAAGGUGGUGAAACACAGAGCAAGACCUUAGAUGUUGACAGUGGAGCAUGAGCAGGUUGGUGCAAGGAGGGAGGGCGGUCAUUUAGAUCAUCUGCUCCCAAGCCAUUUAGGGCUUAAUGAGUAAUAAAAAGCUUUGCCUUGUUCAAAUUAUAGAAAACAUAUGCCAAUUAAAGAAAUGGCUUAAGUGCAUGAUAGUGAAAAGUGUAAUCUCCUGGCUGAUCCUUGUUACUGUUCUGGAGACUCCCCCACCCCCCGCAUUUCCAGGACUUUAUGCUAUCAGUUUCCUGCUAGAUGUAUUGCAAGCUGAAGUCUCUUUAAACAGCUUUCUGCAAUUUUCUUGGAUUCUUUUCUCCAAAUGAAGCAGCAUUAGAGAGCUGGAAUAGACUCAAUGUUUGUUCUCUCCAGGGGGGAAAAAGAGAAUCUUUUCCAACUUGCAGAUUAUAUUUUCUAAUUCCUUUUCAGUUGACAGCCUACAGUUUGCCAGUUGGCAAAUCUCAACUUCAAUUUCCUCUUACUACUUUGAAGAAUUCUGGUGCUCUGUAUGCAAACAACAUUUUUUAGUGUCUGCCAGUGAAUUGAUACCGUGCUUCAAAAUUAGCCAUUUUAAAAAUCCAUUGUGAAAAUACUUUCUGGUCACUACCAGGAUUUUGCAGGAAGAAUCCAACUGCAUACUGUAGGUUUCGGUUUGCGCAGUUAAAGUGGAUUAAAGCGCUCUGGCACAACAAAUCCACGUUGUUGUUGUUGUUGUUGUUGUUUGUCUAAAAUAGAGACUUUUGCAGUUAGGAAAGUAACAAGGACAUGUGCUGAAUGUUGGGAUACUGCCAGGGAGACAAAGGCCAUCAUGCCCCCAAGCCGUCUCCGUUGCGAUCCAUCGAUCUCCCGUAGACACGCAGUAUCAUUCAAUUAGCGACAUGAGCUCCAGAAAUAGCUUGCCACAUUCCAGAGCUGGUGCACGCUCUAUCAGCAGAAUUCGCACAGCGAAAGAUGCACGCAGGAGAGCAUUAUUUACAACUUUAUUCAGCGUUGGUCAGAACAAAGAAAACAUGACUGCCUGCGUUGAUGUCUCAGGCACAGAGAGAGAAAUGAAAGCAAUAGACAAAACAUAAACUUCCUAUGAACAGGAAAUACGCAGACUCUGUGACUCACAAAGCCUGCUUUUAAAGUGGAACGGAAAUAUCCUAACAUCCUCCCCCUUUCCGUGUAACCUGUAGUACCUGUGGUUCAACCCAAUUGCAACCUUUGUACAUAAACCUUAAGUUGUUCUCUGUUAACAACCUUAGAGAACAGAUCAGCAGUUUGUUUUGCCCCUCCUCCUUGACAAGCACACACGGAUCAGCUUUGCCCUGGUGAAAACCUAGAGAAAGCAAUGUCUCAGUGAGUUUUGUGUUCCAACACCUGGCACUCUGCUUGAGACCAUAUAAGGAUUUCCGAAGUUUGCAGACCAUUCCCUUCUGUAUUUGCAUUCCAUCAGGUGGAAGCAUAAACAGCUCCUCCCCCAAAACCCCGUACAAAAAAGCUGUAUUAAUGUCAUGAUGGGAAACAUGCAGUUUCUCCUCUGCAGCAAUCUUGAGCAUCAGCCGAAUGCUCUCAUACUUGACGGUGGGUGAGUAGGUCUCGUGGUAAUCCUGUCCUGGUACCUGUGAAAAACCUCUGGCAACCAAUCUGGCUUUGUGUCUGACAACCUUGCCAUUCUGGUCUGUCUUGGCCUUGAAGACCCAUUUGCUGCCAACCAGUCUCAUUCCUGGGACUACCGGUACCAGUUCCCAAGUUUGGUUCCUAUUCAAGGAAUCAACUUCAGCCUUCAUGGCAUUUAGCCAAGGCUCAGCACCUUCUCUGAGCUACUAAGAACAGCAGUUGCUGUCUUAGCAAACUCAUCAGCAAAUCUCUUUGGAGAUCUGCCUUUGGUGGCCCUUUCAGACCUGCGUACUAGACGCAAGUCUUCUAGACUCAUCUCCUCCUUCUUAGGAGAAAAGUGACCAAUGGUGAACAGUGGUUCUUCCAGUUCAUUGUCAGACGCAUCAGAUGGUCUGACUGAGGCCUUUGCGCUCUUGUAGUCUGCUGUGUCAUCACUGUCGCUGACACCAGCAGCAGCGCCGCCCACUGAGCUGGAAUCCGAACUCUGAUCAUCAUCCUCAUCCUCAGCUUCCUCUUCUACCUCAACAUCAUCUGCUUUUUUCACAUCACCUUCAUCUUCCUCUGGGUAACUCUGGAAAAUUCCCACAUUUCCCCCCCACUUAGGAUUGUACUCAACACUCUUUGUGAACUUAAUGGACUUAGAGUCAGUCAUCCAUACCCUGUAUGAACCUUUUUCGUACCCCAUGAACAAACCAUGUGCCCCACGCUUCCCAAGCUUGUUGCUCUGUGGGGUGUGUACCCACGUCAGAACCAAAGAUUCUCAUGUGCUUGACGUAAGGUUUCUUACCAAACAUCUUCUCAUAGGGAGUACAACCAAUAGGUGAUGACAGUCUCGUGUUAUAGGAAUAAACAAACGUUGACAAAGCCUCCCCCCAAUACUUCUCAGGGAGUUUGGCAUCAUGCAACAAGGUUUUUAGGCCUUGAAGCAAAGUCUGAUUUGCUCGCUCCGCAAGUCCAUUCAUCCAUGGCGAUCUAGGCGUUGACAAGUCAUGCUGGAUUCCCUUCUCAUUCAGGAAAUCUUCAAACUGCUGAGAAGUGAAUUCCCCGCCCCGAUCAGUAAAGAGACAGCCGAUACAUUUACUGUGAACAUUCUCCAACCAAGCACAGAAUGCCUUGAACCUAGGAAACACUUGCGAUUUGUGCUCGAGCAUAAACACAUGAAUGUACCUGGAAAAAGAAUCAAUUAGAACCAUGAAGUACCUUGCUUCACCCAAAGAGGGCGCAAGUGGACCAACCAGGUCUGCGUGGACUAGCUGGUAGGGUUUGGAAGCCUGCCUGCUAGACUCCUUGCCUUUUAGAGCAACCUUCACCUUGUUUUCUGCACAAGAUACACAUUUCAUGUGAUACUUACAGGGCUUGAUAUUCAAACCCUGAACCAACUCAGGCAUCUUGGCCAGUGCCUGCCAAGACAUGUGAGCAAACCUUCUGUGUGCCUCGUGAAUGCAUCCUGCAUGAAGAACUUUGUUAGUUUGUGCAACACAACAAGAAUCAACAUUUGACACAGCAGCACCAUUGUCAUCAUAAAUUAUACAGAACAAACCAUCUACAAACUUUGCAUGCAAAAUGUCCUCUUUGCCUUUCCUGAUGACACAGACGCUCCUCUUGAAGGAAAUCUCAAAGCCACGCCCAGUCAGCUGUGGGACACUGAGCAAAUUGUCUGCAGCACCUGGAACAUAAAGUACAUCUUUGAUGGUUGUGUGCAGACUUGCCAGUUUUACAGUCCCUUCUGCGAUUCGCAACGUCUUUCCAUCAGCCUGGUGGAUCUCUCCGUCUUGAGGUGUGAAGGAGAUAAACAGAUGCUUAUCUUUUGCCAGAUGGCGGGUGCAUCCCGAAUCAACAAUAAAUCUGGCUUUGGCCUUUGGAGCAGCUUUUACAGCAAGCAAAACCUUGUUUUCCACAGGCUUGGGCUUCUGCUGCUUGCCCCCCUGCUCCUGGCCAUCAAACUUGCCUUUGGCCUUUGGUGAAGCAUUGCCAGCAAACGAAACCUUGUUUUCCACUGGCGUGGGCUCUUCACCCCCCUUCUGCUUCGGGCCAUCUGCUGGCUUCUGUCUCUGUUUACUUCUGGCCUUCCGGCCUCUGCAAAGACGAUGACCUUGGCUCUCAUGGGAAUCAGAGAUCUCAGCUGCCAACUCCUUGGCUCCCCCUGGAGGCUGGAAUGCUGCCUGGGAUGACAUCACAGUCAGCUCCCCCUGCAGCUUGCAGCCGGUGCCCUCGGCAUCCCUGCAAACAUUUUCAUUCUGGGAAACAGCCAGGACCUCCGAUGCAGUCAAACUCUGGGCUGGGAUGACCGGCAGAUGGGCUACCUUCAAAGCAUUCCACAUCUGACGUGCAGUCGUCUUGCCAGCUAGCGUAGCAAUUUCCUCCAGAGAGACGGACAAGACAAUUACGUCUAUGGCCCGUGAAUCUUGGGCCCUCCAUCUAUCUGUCAGAGGAACUGGAGGGGCUUCACACACAGUAUUCCACACUACAAACUGUCGUAGCAAGCUCUCACAGCAACUUGCCCAAGUCUCAUAAUUGUGCCGAUUAAACUUUGGGCACUCAGUGCCUUCAGAGGCUUGGAAAAACUCCAUUCCAGGCUUUUACUUGCGCCGUGAGCCUUUAUGCCUUCAAAAACUUCUUAUCUCGGCAGCUCAUAAAUCAUGAAGCCUCUGGCGCGGCUCCCAGGCCAAUUAAGCCAGCCGGACAUCAAAGACACUCUGCCGCGGCAUCAGAAAAGCCUUGACUUUUCCACAUACCUCAACGCAGUCUUUUGCAGUCUUACUCUCCUAUAAGUGCCGUGAAUCUGGGCCCAUAACCUGUUGUUGGGAUACUGCCAGGGAGACAAAGGCCAUCAUGCCCCCAAGCCGUCUCCGUUGCGAUCCAUCGAUCUCCCGUAGACACGCAGUAUCGUUCAAUUAGCGACACGAGCUCCAGAAAUAGCUUGCCACAUUCCAGAGCUGGUGCACGCUCUAUCAGCAGAAUUCACACAGUGAAAGAUGCACGCAGGAGAGCAUUAUUUACAACUUUAUUCAGCGUUGGUCAGAACAAAGAAAACAUGACUGCCUGCGUUGAUGUCUCAGGCACAGAGAGAGAAACGAAAGCAAUAGACAAAACAUAAACUUCCUGUGAACAGGAAAUACGCAGACUCUGUGACUCACAAAGCCUGCUCCCUUUUAAGGUGAAACGGAAAUAUCCUAACACUGAAAAGAGUUGGAUAACAAUCAUAUGCCCUCCCUGCUAACAAACCUGAAAGAAUCCUCAUUGUCGUGUAACCUUCCUGCAGACAAAUCUGAAUAUACUCUCAAUAAAGUCUGGGCUCACAUAACCUCUCUGUGCAAGUUGUGUGCAAACAAAUCAGGAUGAAUAAUCAAUAAACAGGGGGCCUAAGUGUUACACAUGAUGUAGCAUUUUAAAUUUAAUCACUUCCUAGGCAGUGAUAUAUCACAGUCAGAAUCCAAAAGGCCGUUUGCACUGCCUCUGUGUGUCUUUUUUUCAGCCCCACCCCCUUCCAGUGCAUCCUUUGGCAACAUGUCCCCAAAGUCAGAAGACCUUCCAGAUCCUUCUGUAAGAUGUAAGCAGCUGCUGGUAGCAGAUCUGCAUUCAUCCAGCAGGGCUUCCCCUUCCUCUUCUCCUCAUGAGGCCUUCAUGCUCCCCCCCCCCCCCCGCCGCUGCCCAGAGCUGCUCUGGAGGGUCCUCCAACCAUCCAGAACAGAUGCUUGGGACAAGUGAUGGGAUGGGCUUCAGAGGGAGGCAAGAAAAGGAAGUCCCAUGCCACCUUAAAGGCUACCAGAUUUGUUGUGGCACAGACUUCUUGAACCUUAGAUCCAACUUCAUCAGAUCAUGAAGUUCCUUAUGUUUUCUUUUUUCAAUAAUUGAACCCCCGAGAGCUCUGAAAGGUAGCACUACCUUAAAUUGUCUCUAAAACAGUCAUAUAAAGCCAACGAACCAGAUAAAACAUUACAGCUAUGACUUCAGCACCUCAGUUAAUAUUCUACCACCCGCUUUUCCUCUAUCCUCAUUGCAGAAUGUCUGCUUAAUAACAUGUUCAUGCUGGUUCUUCCACCAUAGAAAUUUGACCCAUAUUUUAUUAUGGCAUCUUAAUAAAUGCUGCCACAAAAAUGGUUGUUUCAUAAGGGCGUGCAACUUGUUGUUUUCCUUUAUGGCCUGCUACCCUCCAUGUGAUGAUGGACCCUAAUUCCCAUCAGCUCCAGGCAAGCUAGCCAAUAAUCAAGGAUGCUAGGAGUUGUAGUUGAAACAACUUCUGGAAGUCACCACUUUGGUUGCCCCUGGUAUACAGCUUCCAUACCCACCUUUGGCCUGUUACAAGAGGCAAAGUAUAAUUAUGCAGUGGGAUGUGUUGCCUUUGUUUCUGUGUAACCUUGCAUUCUGUCAAGCUGUUGUGCAAUUCCUUGCAUGUUGGCUUUUCAUCAUUGUUUACUGGCGCUUUCCGCUCUUAAUUGCAGUAUUUAUCUCCAUAUAUAGCUCAAGGAAACCAUUCACCCCUGCAAUUCUCUCUUUUUUUGUUUUAAAGAGGUGGCUGCACAAAUUCCUCAUCCUUUCCUUAAUUCCCUUCUGUUGUAAGGAGCAUGAGGACUCUGAAUUACCUAGAUUACCUUUUUUAACUGUAAAAGUUAAUACUGUAGCAUGAGUUAUAGUUGCCUAAUUGUAGCUUGUAUUUUGGUAAGCUAACGUAAACUGACAGUAUUUCUAAGCUGGUGGAAAAUAGCAUUAAGGCAAAUCUUCCUUCUCCCUAGGCUUUCACUUGCAAAGCAAGUUGAGUUCACUGCUCUCAUUUUCAUGCUACUAUUUCAAGCUAUAACCAUAAUGGUCGCAUGUCCCCAAUAAAACGAACAAACCACUUCAAGCAAUAAGUACACUGCCUUUGUUUUAGCUUUUAUUGUGACCUUUCCAUUUCUCUCUUGGCAAAUGGCCUUAAAUUGUUCAGUCGUUUUAAAUUACCUAAGUAUUUCCUUGUUUGUUUUUUUAACAAGAAUGACUUAGUUCAGCAAUUUUGCACUGCCCUAAAUGAGCUGUGCAACUCUGGAUUUGAAGGCUAUCAUAUUUACUGGGUUGCUUGAGUCAAGUCUUUAAUGUAAAGGGGAGGGCAGAAGAAAGGGGUGCAUGUUACCAGACGGUAAAAUAUAUAGUGGAGAAGUACCAACGAAACCUUGGAACUGAACGUAGAUGCCAAUCUAUGAAGAGUGUUCAAAGAGGUCGAUUGCAGUUUGCUCUUGAAUAUAGUGGUCUAGAUUUAAUAAGAUGUGAGUAUGAAAUCUACCCUACUAUUCAUGAGCAACUUUGCAUGCAGAUUCAGCUGAACGGGGUGGAGGACUUUAGUUGGUACAGCUUUGCCAGUCCACUGAUUAUCUUCAAUUCUCUUUUCAGUGAAACGCUUCAGAGAACCAAAGCAUGAAAGGCGUCCUUGGAGAAUUUGGUAAGUGCUUUGUAUUGUUCCUAGAGUGCCUUACCUUUCCUAGAUGUUCAGCUCAUGGACCUUGGGCGAUACAUUACAAAGGACGGGCAGUUGCAACCUGACUACUGUGCAUCAGAUUACGAUUCUGUGUCCUUUUUAAAGAAGAUUGUAGUUGCGUUACAGGGUCUUCCUGUGCCAGGCAAACCUGGGGCAAAUAAUAUCAAACUGCAGGAGCAGCAGGUCAUUUUGAAAUUUAAAUCAAUUUAAAUUUAAAACCUGUUCGCUAGAGCAAAGUACAUAAUCAAUCUGCAUUUCCCUCGACUUCCCCUCCCCUCCUUUCUGUGGUUCCUUAGUGUAUAUCUUUUUGUUACUGUAUAUCCAGCUCAAGCCUAUUCACUGAUUUCCCCUUUGUAUUCCCUUUCCCUUAUUUCUUAGUGCACGUAUUUAUUCUGCUAAUGUUUUAAGUUGUUUACAUCUUCAGAUAGUCAAUAAAUUUUCCCCAAUCUGUUUUUAAAAAGUCUCUCUUCUUGGUUUCUUAUUCUUCCAGUAAAUUCCACCAUUUCUGCAUACUCCCAUCAAUUUUAAUUGCCCGUGACAUCUUUCUCAUACUGCAGACAAAUCUUCUGAGUUUGAAAGUCAGUGCCCUUAGCAGGAUUUAUUUAGCAUUGGUUGUUUCUUCCUGUCUCUCCCAGAUUAGGAACUGGCUGCCUAUUGACAUCAGAUUGCUCCGUGUACACUUUUCAGUGCCUGCUAGAAACAUUUUUGCUUGGGCCGUCCUACCCAGGCAGGCAAGAGUUGGCAGGUGUUUUGAUCUGUUUUUAGCUUACAGUUGAUUUUAAUUAUAUUUUUAUUUGUCUUAAAUAAUGUGUUUUAAACUUGACCCUUUAUUGACAGUUUUUCAAUUUUUUUCAUUUUUGCAAAUCACUUAGAGAGGUUCGAUUUACCGUCAAGUAAAUUAGCCACAUAAACUACCAGUGCAGGGGUCAAGGUGUGUGGAAACAGAAGUGCAGAGAACAGUUAUCCAGUAUCGGUAGCCAAUCCAGAGAGGUAUGGGAUGGGUGCUGGCCUGCAGAGACUUAAGUGACAAGGGGAGUUCAGCUGGCAGGAAUGGAGGGAAAGGUGCAGUGUAUGGGAAUGAGGCUUACUGGCAGAGAAGAGCAGAGCUGGCAGCUGAGGCAGUGGUGGUGCUCAUGAGGGGUUUGGAGAAAACAAGACAUGGAAAGGAGGCAAAUUGGGGCUGGCUAAGCCCAUCAGCUCCAUAAUUUUGAGUGAACCUGGGCAUCUGUUAGAUAGGAAAUUUCGCUCUCCAGCUUAUUUAAGUUUGACACACGGGUCUAGAAAACAGAGGAAUAUAUUGGAAUGUCUAAUAAAAAAUGAAACUUGCCUGCUAAUGACCCUUAUGAAUGAAGAGCACUUGCACUUCAUUCCCUCUCACCCAGUCAAGUUAUACUUGUGAAUUUGAGACUGGACUUUGCCAGGCAUGCAGGAAAUUAAAAAAGUGAUGGGGCUUCUCAUGGUUGAGGCAAAAUGCAGCCCCCCGGGACUCUUUCCAGCCCUCACUGGCUCUGCUCUAUACUCUCCAGAGCCUUCCCCUGUUGGAAUAUGUAACUUUCACUUUGAUGGAGGAUGGAAGGGCGGGGGAAUUUCUAGAGAAACCUGUGACUUUUUGUGUUGCUGGGACAUAGUUCUCAAACCUGCCAGUCUUCACUUUUGCCACUACCCCACCUUAUUAGCAUGCCGCCCCCUGGAAGGUUCCCCAUGAAGAAAUGCAUUAUUUGGGCUGAAAUGGGUCUCUCGUCUCCAGGAUAAAAAGUUCAAAACUGCUUCUGCACCCUUGGUAUCUUUCUAAGAACUUGCAGUUUUAGAUGAGGAGAUCUGUAUGGUCUGUGUUUCAUGUGAUGACCACUUUUUAAACUUCCUGUAGGUUUUUGGAUACCUCCAAACAAGCCAUAGGGAUGUUGUUCAUCCACUUUGCCAAUGUGUAUUUAUCAGACCUUACUGAAGAGGACCCUUGUUCACUGUAAGUAGUGUGUGUGUGUGUGUGUGUGUGUGUGUGUGUGUGUGCGCGCGCGCGCGCAUGCGCACAAUGCUUUAUAGAACCAUCCUGCGUGCUGUUUUAGAAUAAUAGCCAACAAGGUUUAGAAAUAUUGGUCCAACAAAGUUUAAAUUUAGAUUCCUGCCGCACAAACUAAGUUAGAAAUCAAUGAAGUAGGAUCCUGCUUGGUCGGGCCAGCAAGUCAGAUGCUUCAUAAACAUCCUUGUAGUGCAGAACAGCAUCAAGCUACUUCUUUCCUGCAAUGUACAAGUCCCUUCAAAUGAUAAACCCUAACUCUGAAACGCUAAUAUUCCUCCAGAUGGAGCAAUUCUGUCAGAAAAGCUGGGAAAUAGAGAUAAUCAGUCACAGCUUGAUUGUUUUCCAGGACAAUAGUGACCUCUGGUGGGCUCUAGUAUAAUAAUAGCUCAAAUUUAUGCAUCCAGGUUGAUCAAUCCAAAUGUCUUAUUCCAUCUAGCCUCUCAUUCCACAGUAAUGUAUUCAUGUAGUGUGUGUUUUUUUAUUAAAAAAAAUCCACUUCAAACAGAACUUCUAUUGACUUUUUGCUUGCGCUUUUGCAUUUGAGCAUCUACAUGCACAUAGAUUUUUAUCUUAGCAAUUGCUCUAUGAGGAAGACUGAAGCUCAAAAUGAGUGACUGGACCAAGUAUAUCUAGCAUGCCUAGAUAUAAGCAGGGAUUUGAAUCUGGAUUGCCCUGGUCCUAGUCCAACAUGGUAACCACUGUACUGCACUAGCCCUUGAGUGUGCCCCUGCAUACCUAAGCUUGCUACCUGACCACUAAAAAUGAAGAAUGAAGAGUAGCAUAUCUUAAAAUUACUGUGUGAUUAAGUUGCUAGGCAUCUUGAAUAGGUGACAGCGCUGUGAAAGGCAAAGAUCUAGGUGGUGGUGAUGGCUGAGAGUCAUAUGGAUUGGAAUUUUGAUUAUGGCAGCUGCAUAGGUCUCAGAUCUGUCCUAUUUCUUUUGUGUAUUUUUCUUAUCCCUUUAGGUACCUUAUCAACUUUCUGCUGGAUGCCACCUUGGGAAUGCUGCUAAUUUACGCUGGUGUGCGGGCAGUAAACAGCAUUGUUGAAUGGCAGCAGUGGGAGUCCCUUCGCUUUGGUGAAUAUGGUAAAGAUUUUGAUGCCUUAGAAAGGAAUUCUUUUGGGGCUGAGCUGCUUAAAUAACUUACUAGAUGGGCAGUUUUAAUGUAUUUGGCAUAUCAGCACCUGCAACUGAUUUCCAAAGGUGCAGAUAUUUGAUUGCUAUACAUUGCCAAGAUGCAAGCUGGAGUGAAUCUCCUAACAAAGCAAUCAGAAAGCAGCACAUCAGCUGGCUGAGAAUGAUGGCUGUGGUCUGCAACAGAUCUGGGUUUUUUCCAGCAUUGAGACAUAAGGACUUUAGUCUUCUGCUCUCUCAGAUGACUCCACCUUUUGUCCCUUACGAUUAGAACUGCCUCCCAGAAUCAGUUAAACGUUAAUGCCCCCUUCUCUUACUUCCUUCAGAUACCAGCUCACAACCCACCUGCUGUGUGAAGCCUUCACCCCCUAGUCCCCAUCCCCUAGUGUCAUUAAUACUAUGUAAUUGAAAUAGUAAAUAUUUUUCUUCUGUUUUCCCCUGCAUCCAUUUCCCUUCCUUUGUCUCCUACGUCAAAUUUUAGAUUGAAAGACCUAUCCUCUUGUGUUUUUGUAAAAUACCACUCACGUUACGAGCAUGAAAUAUAUAAUAAUUUGGACCUGGAAUAAUACACAGUAAAUCUCUACUCACGGGUUCUCCCCCUCUGUCUCAUCUCCAUACCCAACUGCAGUAGGAGACUUGCUGUAUCUGUUAAAGCAUCCUGUACAAUUUAGAACUCUAAAUGUGCAGAUUCUAAAUUCUACAGGCAGCAUCCACAAACACAACAGGCUCCCUGUUGCAGGCGGGGAAGAACUACCCAGCACAUCCCCAUUCUUCCCUGUAUUGGAUAAAGAAAAAGAGAAGACUAUCACAGGCUCAUGUGAAGCCUCUCCCUGCCUUGGUGGAAAUAUUUCAAUGCUGAAUCGUGUCUAAAUUGAAUUUCUUACUAGCCACCCUCAAAGCAUCCUGCAUCUAGGAGAUCCUGGAAAGUCCUUCUAUUCUUAACCCAAUAGGGAGUCUUGAGCUCAUGGAUGUGCUUUUCUCCUCGGGUGAAAUGGCUUUGUACAGUUACUGGGUUUAUCUUUGUCUCAGAUUUUCCUGAGCCCAGUAUUCAUUUCUUCCCCCACUACUUUCAGUUGGGUAGUGGAUUCAGGGAGACUCCAGAUGCAAAAAAAAUAAUAACUCUUCCUCCUUGCAAAGAGAUUUGCUCCCCGCUCAUAUUAGAUUGAGAAAUAAAUGUCUUUGCACUUAAGUCCUGAAAGUGUUUAGGAUGCCUUGGAGAUCAUAAGUCAGAAUUACUGAGGUUCAGCAGUGCAGUUUUGGCCAAGUUCCAGAGAUGAACUUUAGGCAUGCCCAGUGGGAUUUCUGACUCUGCGCAGAAAUCUCUUGCAAUAUCACAAACUGCUCUGCAAAGCUUCCUCUGUUUCAAAAGUGCCAGGUGGGAAGUAGACUAAAGGAAGAGAGUAUUUUAAUUCAUGCUUAAGAUUAGGAAAAUGAGCAUUCUUUUCCCCCCUGAAUUAACUAAUGAAACACUCCCUGACCUUUCUUGCAUUUUCAGAUUGCCUCCUAUGAGCUCAUUCACUUUCCUAGAUGUAUCAUUUGAUCCCUAGCGAUAGCUUGAUAUUACUUCAGUAGGACAACAACUCUGUUCUCAUAUUAAAAGCCUGUCUUUUUAUGGAUUUAAUUUGAUAGUGUCUUGGGAAGAGAAUUGAUACCUCAACAUAUGCAGGCGGAGCUGCUGGUGAUAUGGCAGAUUGAGUUGCAUGGGGAGAGUGAGGGAAGUCUGAGUCUAAACGCUGGCACUUGUAUUUCUUUCACAGCCUCAUUUGAUUGAUAGUUAUAUUACAUAUGGGUGCUACUAUUUCAGCAGAGAACAAAAGUAGCAUAAUAAGUGAGAACCAAGAAACUGCUAAAAUGCAUGUGUGCAUUUUCUGACCUGUGGUCAGGAAUGAUGGCAAGUGUAGUUUGCAUCACAUUGUCCACCCUUGGGCUGUAGCCUUGCAAGCUUCCUACUCUCUUCCAUGUAAAUUCAGCUCUCCUUUGUUUUGUCAGCAUUAGCUACGGUGCAGCAUUACGUCUGUACAGAUGCUGAUCAGUCAGCUUUCAAACAGAGCUUAACACUUGAAGUUGAUCCUCCAGGGGUUGGUGCAGAUGUAAUGCUUAUACAAUGGUUAACACCAUCACACAGAAUUUAUAUCUACAUGUAAUAAGCAUAAGAGGUGGAAGUGUGCAAUCCUCUUCCAAUCUUUUAACCAUAUUUAAAAGAGUGGCAGCAUUAUGUCUGCAUUCAUUACCAUCAUCAUUUUAUUUGUAUGCCGCCUUUCCAUAGUUAAACAAAUGCUCUAGGCGGCUUACAACAUGACAAGAUUUACAUAAUUACCAACAUAACAGAAGUCACAAGCAGUAAAUAAAACACAACCAAAAGUACACAACCAAAUAGAAAACAAUUUCCACAUAAAUCAUAAAAUCUAAAACUAAGAAUACAGCAUUAAUAUCAAUCACAAUAUAAAAUGACAUAGAUUUUAAAAAAGCAAUUUUAAAAAAAGGAAACAGAGCCCUCUCUGCUCAGCAGCAGCAGCAGCAGCAGCAGUUCUUUAUGGAGCCUGUCAGGCCCCUCCCCAAGCCAGGUGGAGAGAAGCAGGGCAGGGCCCUUCAGGUCAGUCCUUGCAAUGCUUGCAAUUGAGCAAUGCUUUGAAUGGAAAGGCAGCAUCCGCCGAAUUAUCGGCUGUUGUCUUUUCUUCUUGGCCUCCUGUCAUUCAGUUAAGGUAAACUUGGGCUGUGCAAAAUGGAUUUUGUACACCAACUGCUAAGCUAUUCUAAAACGGAGGCUACUAAAUUUCUGUUCCAGUCUUGAAACGUUUAUUGGGGGAGGGAAAUACUUUUAUUUGUUUGAAAGUCUUACUACUAUUCCUACUUUAACCUGAGACUAAGCAGUGCAACAAUGACUUUUGCAUUUAUCUUUUGUACACAGGUCCAUUCAUACUUGUAUGUAUCUGUAAUGAGGAAGUUGGGCAUAUAAGUGAGGGUUUUCUAUACUGACGCCAGCAUCAAGAAACUAAUUCCUGCUUUGGCUUCCCUACCUGUUUAUCAGGACACUUCUCUGGUGGGGGAAUUCCUGCGGUAAGGGAGACAUGCAGUGUAGAAUGUAGUGUAGAAAGAGAAACAGCCCUCAAAUUUUGGUUCCCUUCCCAUGAUAUUUAAGUAAAGCUGUUUAUUUCCUCUGAAAAUGGUGGAAUAGUGUUCAACCAGUAUUUGAUACACAGAUAAUGAGUUUCUCAUGACUGACUAAUAAUAAUUUUAUUUCACAAGCACCUGGAUAAAUCCUAAGAUCUCUAUACAAUAUAAAACAGAUAAAACACAACCUGCUUCCCACCAGACUUGUAGUGCGAGUGAGCAGAAGGGAAGGGGCCACGAAAUACAAUUUUGAAAGCCUGAGCUCUGCCAAAGCAAAAUACAUAAACUUGCUUCUUCUUUUUUAAUGGCAGCUGGAAUCCCUUGUAACUUGCAAGUUGCCAAAAUGUAUCUUUAGUACAUGUGAAGAAAAGAAGGGAAAAGAGGCUAAGGAAAGGCAGCUUAGCGUGUUCUUUAAGUGUGGCCCUUCUUCUUGCUUCACGCUUUGCUUAGUUCUAUACAGUGGACCCUCGGGUAAUGUAACUUUCGGGUUGUGAACACGGCAAACCUGGAAGUGUAUACUUCCGGGUUUCACUGCAUGCACAGAAGCACUCUAUCAUGCCGUGCGCAGAAGCGGCACCUCACGUUGUGGACAUUUCGGGGUACUUAAGGACCCCCGAAACAAAUGAAGUUUGUAUCCGGAGGGUCCACUGUAUAGGAAUUGUGAGAUGUGUGCAUCUGAAGGUACUGUGGAAUAAUGAGAUUUGCUACAUUGGGUGACAGGAGGCACCCAUGCAUGACAGUACAUGCAUGUAAUUUAACAUGAGUCUCAUUGACUCCAGGAAAAUAUAUGAAGGAUUGCUGUCUUCAUGUGGGAGAAUUUCAAGGUUUCCAGAAAUACACAGAAUUCCUCACUGCCCCAUGAGAAAUGAGCGUGCUCUCUUGCAUCCAGUAGCCACUAAGAAUAUUGAGUGUCAAUUGGAAAAGAAAAUUGGGUUUGGGAGUGAGUUGGUCUGCGUCUUGUAUAUCCUUCUGAGUGACUUCUUUUCUGGCAAGAUGCUCCAAAAAGGGACCUGAAGGAUCUUGAUCAGGAGAGUAUUUGGAGCCACAAAGAAAUGUUUGUCUCUUCCGGUGUUUCUGUGGGGAACAGCAGUAGAAAAAGGGAACUCUGCUGCGUUGAGGGGGGAUGAGAGAAAUCCUAUACAAAGAUUGUAUAUUUUAAAUGUUACUAUUGAAGCAUUAAGAUAUAUUAAAAAUGGGGUACUAACCUGCAAAUAGAGAGAGCUGUGGGUAUAUUUCAAAUUCCACUGAACAGAGAUGGUUUCCAAUAUACCAAUUCAAAAUCUGGACUGGAGAAAGAGGCUUGAAUUUUUAUUGCUGAAAUGUUUAUUAAUAAUCUGUUAUUAACUCUAGACAGAGUUAUAUAUUUAAUUGGCGGUGCAUGGGAUAUACUUCAGUAACACUCUUUAUUAGAAAUUUCCAGACUUCGAAGCGUUAAGUGCUCAAGUGUUAUACAGCACUGACAUAAAAAAAGAUUAUAAACAUCAAGACCAGCAAGUAAAAUAUCUGGUGCAUGUCUUUCAAAGCCAUGCCAGAAAAGGAAAUGACCAGGGCCCAUUCCACAUUACAGCUGUUUGAAGGUAUUCGAGUUUCCAUUGCAGCGUUCUCAGGCUCAGCUGUUAGUCUGUAUUUGAAGAUACCAUGAAACUGACUUGAAAGCAGAGAGGGAAAUAUCAUAAGAAAUAGCUGCAUUCUAGUUGUGCUGACACUGCUUAUUGAGAACCAUUACAGCAAAUCAGAUCAUGUGCAGAAGCUUUUUAAAACUCGUAUUUUAGCUAGUGCUUUGUCCUCUUAUCCAAUUCUCAUAUGUGAGUAAACAGGAAGACUCAACUCCACCGGGUUUGUUUGCUUUUUUAAAAAACCCAAAUUUGUACUAGCCUGUUUCAGGUAGUCCAUUUCCCUCCAGAGCAGUAAGAUAAUUAAAAACUCCAAAGAAUCCUAUUGCGGCUUCAGCUAAAUAAUUGUAAAUAGUAUUGAGAAUGUGAGGGGUUGUACAGCAGCUAUAUUUGAGAUAGUAAUAUGAUCCUAGUAGACUAGAGAGGAGUGAAUAGUGUCAAUCUUAACAAGCUUGUCUUCUGUACAUGGGGAAAUAACCACGCAAAUAAGGAAGCUCUGUCGUCCCCUUCUCCUUGUGCCCUCCAUCUUUCCCAACAUCAGGGUCUUUUCCAGGGAGUCUUCUCUUCUCAUGGGGUGGCCAAAGUACUGGAGCCUCAGCUUCACGAUCUGUCCUUCCAGUGAGCACCCUGGGCUGAUUUCCUUAAGAAUGGAUGCGUUUGAUCUUCUUGCAGUCCAUGGGACUCUCAAGGGUCUCCUCCAGCACCAUAAUUCAAAAGCAUCAAUUCUUCGGCGAUCAGCCUUCUUUAUGAUCCAGCUCUCACUUCCAUACAUCACUACUGGGAAAACCAUAGCUUUAACUAUACUGACCUUUAACUCAUCCUUAUUCCUUAGUUUAUCAGUCAUAGUUACUAAUUCUAUGUAUUAUAUCAAUUUGUUCUACCAAAUUUCCUUGUUCUGCCAAAUCUCUUCUUUCCAUUUUUUCCUUCUUUCCCAUUUUUCGUUUGAUAGCAUUUCUUCUUGCGUUCCUUUUUCUUCUCAUUUUCCUUUUUCUUCUCCUUUUUCUUCUCCUUGCUUUCCUUUUUCUUCUCAUUUUGUCAAGGCUUCCAUUUUUAUGGGGGAAUGCCCUCUGGUAUAUUUGACGCUGCUCAUUCACUAUGCUGGUGUCUUCCUGAGCUUGAUGGCACUUUCCACAUCUAGGGCAUACAUUGCAGCUGAGCUUCAAUUAUUACGCAUAGCUGUCAACUUUUCCCUUUUCUUGCGAGGAAUCCUAUUGGAAUAAUGGAAUUUCCUUUAAAAAGGGGGGGGGGAAUUGACAGCUAUGUUAUUAUGGAUUUGAAUAACCUUCAAGUAUUCUAGAGAGCUUUGUCUCUUUUGAACUUUCAUUUUACUAGUCCCCUCAUUUCUUAUAAGCCUUCUCUUUUGAAGUCAUGGCUGCAAAUCCCGGAUUUGACCUCCAUAGAGGAAGAAUAGUGACUCAUUUGUAUGGGCACUAAACUGUGAAAAGCUACCCAGUGACAUUUUGCAGAAGUUUAGUGAAGGGUCCAUUACCUUUCAGUAUUUUUGUUAACAACUUUGAAGGAAUGGGCAGCACCCUUGAUGAUGUGAUGAAAGGUUUCAGGAUUAGGCUGAACACACACGUGUCGUAAGAAGGCACAGUUAACUUGAAGAGUCUUUUUUUAAAAAAUUGUUAUAAGUGCUAUUGCAGUUAGCUGUUUGGUGUUUUGUAACAGUCACUGGUUAGUCACUAUUACAGGAGGUUAGUUUUCGUUUUUUGUUUGCUCAGUCCAGAGACAGUGUGUGUAUUACAUUUUAAGUUUUGAUUAGAAGAUGCAGCCAUUUGCCACACACGACACAACAUGAAAGGUGGUGGGGUUUUUUUGUUUAGGGGUAGGUUCAUUUUGUAAACACAGAAUGUUAGAGGAGCCCUCAGGGCACAUGAGAAAUGAAUGCUUCCACCUUUGUAUGUGUUCAGUUUAAACUUCUGAAAUCAUGUAAAUCUGUCUUAGAAUGAGAUUAAACAGUUUUGUUUCCAAAUAAGUGAUAACCAAGAAUCUAGUAGUUUUGCUAAAGAUUUCAUAGUGUCUUCCUAGCUACUCAGAUGCGAUUUAAGCUUGCUUGCUUGCUAACCAUUUGUGUUUUGUUUUGUAGGUGACCCCCUUCAGUGCAGUGCUUGGGUGGGCCAGUGUGCAUUGUACAUAGUCAUCAUGAUGUUUGAGAAAACCAUCAUCAUCAUAGUUCUCCUAAUACCUCAGUGGAAAGAGGUUUGAAUCUUGAUAUACAUAUAUUUAAUAGAUAGAGAGAUAGACAGACCAUAUAGUAACCAGUGCUAUAAUUUAAUUCAAUGAGACUAGUCCUGUGCCAACAACUGAAAAUAUUUGUGGUGGCUAAGCCUUAAUAGUAAGAUACCCUAUUGAAUUUGUAGGGUAUGAAUAACCAUUUAUUCAAAAACCUUCCUUCUGUCCUGUUGAGUAGAUGUUUCAGUUACAAUGUAUUCUCUCAGGUUCUUUCAACUAAGUCAUACUCUGAGUAGACUACCUGAAAUCAAUGGCAAGCUUAAGUCCAUUGACGUCAAUGGGACUUCUUUGGGUAUGACAUUGUCGGCUAAAAUCUGUAUAUGUGAUGGUAGACUCCCAGAUAGUGAAUAGGAUCUUAUCAUAGACUCUAGGGCAGUGCCAAGCAUCUAAAUAUGAAAAAUAUGAAAAAUUAAUAGAUCACAUGGUAAACUAGAAGCAGGUGACAUGCCUAUAUGUUCUGCAACUACAUGCAGUUUCCACCACCCCUCUUUUUCCAGUUUGAUCCUUUUUCUGAAUUCUGCUUUCAUGAAGCUGACUAGAAAAUUGCAAGGCCUGCAACUAUCGAUCUGCCUUGUAUAAAGAAGUUCCAGAUGCAGAGGUCUCUGGUUCUUGGAGCUAACACUAUUCAGGGCUUUGAAUAGUAUUUCCUAGGCCAUUUAUUUCAAAAUACACUUGUUGCUGACCAACAGUGCUUUUUAAUCAUUGCAGAUUAAAGCAAUUAAAUGUCCGGAUAUGUUUAAUGUUCAAUUUAUUAUUUCAAACCCUAGUGAAAUAGGUACACAUCUUAACAUCAUUUAAGAACAAACCUAAUAUCGUCAUUAUACUACAGUGGUGCCUCGCAAGACGAAAUUAAUCCGUUCCGCGAGUCUCUUCGUCUUGCGGUUUUUUCUGUCUUAUGGCACGGCUAUAGCGGCUUAGCUACUAUUAGCGGCUUAGCGGCUUUAAGAAAAAGGAAACAAACUCGCAAGAACUCGCAAUACGUUUCGUCUUGCAAAGCAAGCCCAUAGGGAAAUUCGUCUUGCGGAACAACUCAAAAAUCGCUAAACCCUUUCGUCUAGCGAGUUUUUCGUCUUGCGAGGCAUUCGUCUUGCGGGGCACCACUGUAUAGGUUGUAUCCAAUGGUAUCUGUGCAUGAGUGGAACAGACUUCCACUCCUGCAAGAGGACUUCACCAUCUUUGCCUUCCUUUCAGCCCUCUCAUGCUCUGAAAAAAGUUCAGUCACAUAAUGUUGGAUUUCACUCAGUAAAAACUAUUUCAUUUCUGUCCCCUCAGCUCUUCCCAACCCCACGUCCCUUUAACUUGAUGCCACAUACAGUGAAAAAAGAUAACCUGAAAACUCAGUUGUACAUGUAUGUAAUUCCAUAAUAUUAAUGUGCUUCUUUCUCUCUUUGCAGGUAGCUGUAUUGAAUCCUAUAAAGAAUCCUCAGUUGGAGCUGGCUAUUGUCAUGCUAAUAGUCCCCUUCUUUGUAAAUGUUGGUAUAAACAAAUGUUUUCUGGAUAUUUAGUGUGUUUAAAAAUAUUUAUACUUGGGAGUGCAAAUACAUUGCAGUGGCACUUGACAGAAUAUAAAAAGCUGAUGCCAUAAAAAUGUAAAAGGUUAAUUGGCUUUGAACAUAGCAUUUAGUUGUAGGACAGGUAUCAAUUUUUUCAUCAUUUCUAAAUCCUCUUCAAAGAAAUAGUGGUUUCUCUUCCAUUAUGGUGAUUGUAAGAACAUUAAUGGAUAAGUGGGAACCGCCCCCCAUACACAUACACACUUUGCUUUCAAAAGUAGGGAAUAAUCAGAAAUCAUUUUUAAAAUUGAUUUUAAUCCCAUUCAGAUUGAGGCACAUAAAUUGAUUUGAGCUGCUUGUCUGUUCUUUGACUGUGUUCCACUACUCCGUGAAGCUAAGCGUGCUUACUUUAAAGGGGCAUUUUUCUUACACAAGUUAAGGCUCCUGAAGAUCUGCACACAUUCUGUUGGAAGUACGUGCAGAUGCACACUAAACAAUGACCACAUUGCUAAGUGUAGCACUAUUUGCUUUUUGUGCCAAACAGUAUGUUUCUGUCCAUAGUCAAGACUUUUCAAUUAUUAUUAUUAUUAUUAUUAUUAUUAUUAUUAAUACCCCACCCAUCUGGCUGAGUUUCCCCAGCCACUCUGGGCGGCUCCCAAUCGAGUGUUAAAAACAAUACAGUGGUGCCUCGCAAGACGAAAUUAAUUCGUUCCGCAAGUUUUUUCUUCUUGCGAGUUUUUCGUCUUGCGAUGCACGGUUUCCCAUAGGAAUGCAUUGAAAAUCACUCAAUGCGUUCCUAGGGAAACCGACUUCAGACCAGGUCCGGGGACAGUCUGUCCCCCGACCUCUUCUGAAGGCUGGGGGGGACAAGGGCUUUCUUCCCACCCACCCCAGCAUUUUAAAACCCCGGGACAGCGGAGGGCUUCUCCGCUGUCCGGGGCGAUCUUAAAAUGCUGGCGGGCGGUAUUUAAAAUUGCCCCGGGACAGCGGAGGACUUCUCCGCUGUCCGGGGCAAUUUAAAGCCCCUGGGAAGGCAGGCAGGGGGACAAAGACUUUGCCCCCGCCAGCCUUCAGAAGAGGUCCAGGACCUCUUCUGAAGGCUGGCGGGGGGCGAAAGUCUUUGUCCCCCCCCCCACCUGCCUUCAAAAGCUGUCCAGCCAAGGCUUCGCGGACCUCUCCGCAAGCAGCGGCAGCACUGCCGCUGCUUGCGGAGAGUUGCCGGCAUGCCGAAGCCUGCGCGCGCUGAGAUCAGCGCGCCCAGGCGUCGCGGACCUCUCCGCGAGCAGCGGCCGCGCUGCCGCGGCAUGCGGCGCGUUGCGGGCGUGCCGCUGCCUGCGCGCGCGGCGCUCAGCGCGCCCAGGCUUCGCGGACCUCUCCGCGAGCAGCGGCAGCGCGGCCGCGGCGUGCGGAGAGCUGCCGGCAUGCCGAAGCCUGCGCGCGCUGAGAUCAGCGCGCCCAGGCUUCGCGGACCUCUCCGCGAGCAGCGGCAGCGCUGCCGCUGCUUGCGGAGAGUUGCCGGCAUGCCGAAGCCGGCGCGCGCUGGGAUCAGCGCGCCCAGGCUUCAGCGGACCUCUCCUGCCUUCAAAGCCGUCCGGGAUAGCGGAAGCGCUUCCCUGCUAUCCCGGACUGCUUUUAAAAUGCUGGCGGUGGGGGGCAAAACCUUUCGGCCCCCGCCAGCCUUCCUGGACCUCUUCUGAAGGCCGGAGGGGGAAGGCUUUGCUCCCCACCGCUAGCAUUUAAAAGAGGUCCUCGGAGAUUUCCCUAUGGGCUUCGUCUUGCGAGCAAGCCCAUAGGAAAUUGCUUUAUGAGCGCCUCCAAAACGGAAAACCCUUUCGUCUAGCGGGUUUUCCGUCUUGCGAGGCGUUCGUCUUGCGGGGCACCACUGUACAGCAUUAAAUAUUACUGCUAUACUGCUAAUAUGCACUUAGAUUUACACAACAUUGGGAGCUAUGAAUAAUUAUGAUACUUUGCUGUUUAAUGCUGUUGUUUCAUGUUAACCAGCUGUAUUUUGUAUUUCAUGUGCUUCUCCGUUACAAUCACAGUUUUAAAAUACUUGACCAUCAUCUGACUUUUCAAGUGGCUCAAGGGAACAACUGUGUACAGUGUAGUUGGGCAUGGGGCUUUUCGCUCUUGAAAUAUUUUAAAAGAGGAAGCAGUUUUGCACCAGGCACAAAUUGAAUAAGGUUUCAUAUGUCAAAAUUAAGAUCUUGCCUCAAGUCAGGAGGACAACAGGAUGCUUUUACACACCACUGUGCUCCCAUUGCUGCACUCAGAUAAAUAACUUUCAUAAAUGAAAUAUGUGCAGCCUUGUGCAGCUGAUCUUUCCAGAAGCAGCAUUUAUAAUAGAUGGGCCACUAUCUCAUGUAUCUCACAUCUGAUAACAUGUGUGACUAAAACAUUUAAAGGAUAAUCUAAUCAAUAUUCAGCAAGACACUUCAAAGUGCAGCAAAGUCCUAACUCAGAGUCUUCAGUGAAUACCAAAUCUGAAGCUGGCACAUAUUUCCAGUCAAUCUGUCUGCCACUCUUUAUUUUUGCAAUCAUGAGCCACAUCAGAGGGCACUCAAUUUAAAUAUAUGUUUGCUAAUAUAAAAGUGGAUAGCUUUUUGUACUUCUGUUGUCUUGGUAGUUUUUUCUUUGCAUUAUCUUACCUGCUGAGUAAUUAUACAGGAGAAAUGUGAACAUUCACUACGGGUAUAAUAAUUCUCAUAUAGAAAUGAGUUUUUGUUCAAUAUUCUAAUCCACUAAAGCCAAAUUUUUAUUUUCUAAGCAUGUUGUGAAAUGUGCUACACCUGGGUAGCUUCCCGAUGUUGUGGACUAUAACUCCCAUCAUCCCUAGCCAUCGACCAGGAAAGCUGAGGUUGAUGGGAUUUGGAAUCCAACGACAUCUGAGAGGGCACCAAGUUGACUACUCCUUUUUGAAACAUCUCCUUCAUGUUUUCUUUAUAAUUGAAGCUGCUGAACACAAGUUUAAGGUGCUCAGCAUUCUAAGUGGCCCAUUUAACUUUAUUUGUGUGUGUGUGUGUAGAUAGAUAGAUAGAUAGAUAGAUGCAGUGGUACCUCGGGUUACAUACGCUUCAGGUUACAUACGCUUCAGGUUACAGACUCCGCUAACCCAUAAAUAGUGCUUCAGGUUAAGAACUUUGCUUCAGAAUGAGAACAGAAAUUGUGCUCCGGCGGCACGGCAGCAGCAGGAGGCCCCAUUAGCUAAAGUGGUGCUUCAGGUUAAGAACAGUUUCAGGUUAAGUAUGGACCUCUGGAACGAAUUAAGUUCUUAACCCGAGGUACCACUGUAGAUAGAGAGGUGAUAGAUAGAUAGAUAGAUAGAUAGAUAGAUAGAGAGUCUUUACUGUAAGUCUCUUAAAUAUGACUGCUGUCUUAUAGAUUGAAUGACAGAUAGCACUUAACACUGACUUUUCCAUCAUAACAGGCAUUCAUGUUCUGGGUAGUUGAUAACUUCCUUAUGAAGAAAGGGAAAACAAAAGCUAAACUUGAAGAAAAAGAAGCUGGGCAGGAUUCAAGGAAUGGAAGCAAAGUUCGAUACAGAAGAGCAGCCUCACACGAAGAGUCUGAGUCAGAGGCAAGUUCUGCAUUUGCUAUUCCUAUAGUUUACAGUAAGCAAAUGAGAAGGGAGUGAUGGCGCAACCUUAUGUAACUUUAGCUUUUGCUUUUAUUCCAAUAAUGGUACUGUAUCUACUCCUUUUUGCAGUGUUGAUAAAGGGCAAGGUCAAUAGUUACUUAAAGACCCAAGUGACUCAUACAUACUACUUGUUUAGCUUACAACACUUCCCUCUCCCCCUUAUAAAAGUGUGUUUGCAUUUGAAGAUACUUUUGGGUGAGUGAGGGAAAACAAAUACGAGUUGUGUCUAAUUGCAUGUCAAAAUUUUGCCUAUAGAUCCUAAUUUCAGCAGACGAUGAAAUGGAAGAAUCAGAUGUUGAAGAGGAUCUUCGGAGACUGACUAACUUAAAGUCUGUAAAGAAAAAGAAGCAUCGAUUUGGUCUGCCUGUAUGACAGAUUCUGUGGCCUGCACAUUUGCAGGUUUUGUGACAGAUGCUUCUAUGGACAGUGGAUUUUUCACUUGGCAACACUAUGCUUAUUGCCUGGAAACUGACUCAGAAGAAACAGAACAUGGAUAGUGGGGAAAGCUACCUGUUCAGUUGCACUAUGGAAACACUGACCAAAUAUGCAAGAGUACCUUUUCAUCAUGGGUGGAAAAAUUCUUGUUACCAAGGCGAUUUGUACGUGACCCUUUUGAAAAAGGCGCCAUAGAGCACCAUUGUUUCUGCUAUGGUUCCUGAAUGAUAUUAUGAGAGAGACGUCGGAUUAACAACAUUUGAAUCAGUAUGUUUUAUUACUAAAAAAAAGGCUUUUGCAACAUAUUCCUAGGACAGAAUAGUUUUGCAGUUACAAAUCGUAACUUAAUAUUCUUAUGUAACUUUACUUCUUAAGGGUACUUUUGGCUGUCAAAGUUGCCCCACCCCCCUACCCCAAAGCUCCUCUAACCUAUUUGAACUUUUAUAUUUAAGUUAUAUUUUCAUACUGGGAUAUUUAAGGAUUGUGUUUGUCAAAGAAUAUUAUGUUGUUACUUUCUGUGUGUGGUGAAAAGGUCAAAAACUUGCAACAACAAAAAAAUUUUUUUCAUUGUGUCUGUCAUAUAAAGGAGAGUCAUGUGACAAAGGGAAAUGGUGGCCAAGUGGCUACUAGUUACACAUGGCCUUGAAUGGGAGCUCUGCGCAAGCCUGGCUAAACCAAAACACAGUGAAAGGCAGCAAGUAGUUGGCAGAUUAAAUCCCUGGUCACUUCUGUGACCUGAAGACCAUUUGGUGUAUACAUGGUCCUGUGCACUUUAGCAUAAAAGCAACAAUAAUUGGCAAUUCUAUUUGUCGCUGAACAUUUUAGAGACUUCAGUAAUGUUGGUUUCUUAAGUGCUUGCAAGUCUUCUGAGCCCAUAUCUCAGCUAUUCCAAAUCUGAAGCAACAUUCCUUUUCUAUGUAUAUGAUAUUACAAUCUUUCCUUGAAACGAUAACAGAUGGGCCUUCGUGUGAUCGACAGCUAUGAAUAGUGAUGUAACAGGAUUUGUAAUUCUGUUCUUCCUUAGAGCAUUUCUUACUGCUACAAAGAGUGCUGAUCACUUUUAGCAGUAACUCAUUCCUCAAUUUCCUAAAAACAAAAUAAGGCCAGAGGUAACAGCACCUAAUGCAUAUACUCACCCAUUAACAACAUCAUGGUAGUUGCUGCUUUUGUUGUUCUGCUAUCCUAUGGUAACUCAGAAUAUCUCUCUUGUCAAUGGAAUACUUGCCUACCUGAUUUGGUGCCCACGACUUAUUUUGAUGCUAGUUACUAUUUGGCAGUUUUCCAUGCUCAUUUAAAUCUUUGAUACAACAAAACAGCAAAAGUGUUUUCAGAAUAAGAAGGGGGGGGGAUGCAAAUCUGUAAUUUAUGGUAUCUGAAUAUCAGACUGUAAUUCAAGCCUUACAACACUUUCAACGACAGGAGCUCGGACUUUUCAGAUAUAUUUUUUUACAGUUUUUAUAUGUGUAGUCUGUCUUAAAUGCGGUCGGCUACACAGGCAGCUGGUGUUGGGGGAUAUCACUGGACUUUGGGGGGUACAAUGCAAGGCUCCAUUGUUGCUUUUUGCUAGCUUAACAGCGGUAGUUCUGAGGGGAGUGACAUUUGCCUCACUUGCCAUGCUGCCCAUAAGAAGCAUCUUAAUGGGCGAUGCGUUUCGGAACUACAUAAUGAAUGGUGGGGGUUGUUUCUUUUGCACAGCAUCAUAUCUGCAAUACUUUGUUACAUGUUGGUGUUCAGGCUGAAAACAAAGGGAAAUGAUGCUUAUCUCAAUAUAAAGUUAAGCGAAGCCUCUAUUAGGAGGCGGGGAAAUGCCUGUUCUGUCAAGAAUCACACCUGAAGGCAGGUUCCAUCGCACCUUUGUGAGAUUCUUGGGGACAAAUUAGAUGUUUAUGGGAGGCCUUCUCCCCAAUACAUCCACAUCCUUAUCCUCAGUAAGAUUUAUAUGCAAAUAACAUGUAUGGGCUUCCUCUGGAUUGGGGCCACAGCAGAGGGGAAAGGAUUAAAGCACCUCUUCUCUCCCUCAUGCUUGGGUCCCCGUGCCGAUGGGGUAGUCCAUACCUGUAAUCUAUUUUUAAAAGUUCAUUCAGGGACUCAAAAUUGUGUGGAUGUCAUCUCAUUUCUGCAGAAUGGCAGAUACGGAUAUGAUUUGUCAAUUUAAUUUACUUUACCUGAGGUAGUGAAACAAACCGAGAUGAAACCGUAGGCCAUUUAUUUAUUUUUCAGUUUAAUAAUACCUAGCUGACUAAAUCCAAAAGCUUAACUUUAUUCAUUUCUUCCUGUGGCUUCAUUUACGUGAAAUGUCUGUUUUAAACAGUGUUGGGAUGGGGAAUUGUAAAAAAUGAACCCAAAGCCUUAAUUGUGUUAAAUAUUCCAACUUGGAGGAGACCUCAGAUUUACAUUUUAUUGAAUAGCAUGAGGCAUUGGAGAGCAGCUUAAUUCAAAAACCUAAAGAAUAAAGGGUACUCUGUUCAGCUUUUUUGCUGCAUUGUUGUAUUUCACGGUGCUUUUUGUGUCUUGCAGCUUGACAUAAUGAAGCAGUAUUGGCCAAAGAUGGGUUUAAAAUGCUCAGAUGUUAAUAUGUGUGCAUGGACCACAUUUAAGAACAAUAAAAAUUGCCUUUGUGGGUCGCAUCUAGAUCUAUGUUUCCCACAGCAGUCAGAUUCCUCUAGGCCAGCCUUUCUCAACUUCGGCUCCCCAUUUGUUUGUUGGACUACAACUCCCAUAAUCCCUGACCACAGGCCUUGCUGGCUAGGGAUGCUGGGAGUUGUAGUCCAACAAUGUCUGAGGACCAAAGGUUGAGAAAGGCUGCUCUAGCUGUUACGCGGGACAUCAAAUUAAUGGCCUUCUGCUGUCAAGUCCCCAGUAGCUGGUAUUUAGAGGUACACACUGCUUCUAUACAGAGGUCCCGCAUGGUUGUCACAGCUGUUUGAUCAGUUGUCUGUAAACAUCCAUAAAGCUGUCAAAGCUAGUGGUCAUUGCGACAUCACAUCAGAGUUAACAUGUGAAGAAGUUGGAGAAUGGCUUGAAUUUUGCUCUAAGCUCUUCUGUAAAACAAACUAAUUACUUUUGGAAAGGUGCAAUAGAAUAAAGGAACAAUAAUUUUGAAUGGGGGCAGGGGCAGGAUACAGCCUAGCUGAAAUUGGCUAUGUUUUGUUCUUUACAGUGCUGCAUUUUUGCUUGCCCUUAAAUUGAUUUUGGGUGUAUUGGCUUGCUCUUCAGUGAGUUUUGGCAGUUUGAAGAGGGCAGAGGAAGUAGGCAAAACCUAAGUGGAACUCUGAAGGUCAAUUUGUAAAGAUCUUGUCACAAAAAAGUGUACUUCAGUCUGUGCUUGAGAAACCUGAUUCUAAUGUGACUAAUGUGGUCCAGUUCUUUCUACUCUUAAAACAAAAAUAGUACCGUGUGCUGAAUUCAAUGGAGAGACUAUCAGUUUCCCCUUGCCAAAUGGAUGAGAUCCAAAAAUGAAACAGACCGUGAUUUGCCUCAUUGACUGUGCAUGAUAUCAUGUGCCCGACAUAAUUAUUUGGGACAUCCUGUGGUGGUUAUGUAGUCAUCAUUUUCUGUUUUUAAACAUAUUAGUGUCUCCCAUACGAUCUUUAAAUGAAAUGCUGUGUGUUAAUGUUGCUGGGGGGGAAAUGUGUUACAAGCUUCUCUUCAGGGAAAAGACCUCAUACUCGUUGAUUUGUGAACCGAACUACAGCAAUGCAAAGUGUUCCAAAGGCAUUCCCCUCACAAGCAUGUGCUUGGUUUCCAGCUAUGCCUUGCUGGAAGGAAAGCGGUGGGAGGAGGGCUGUUCAGCCUUAACAUUUCCUAUUUUGAAAUCUGGGCAUCUUCGCCCCUGUGCAUGGCUAAUUGCAGUUUGCAGCAUCCAUACAAAAGCAGUGUGGUGGUGAACACAACAAAACCAGCCACAUCGGCCAAUAGGAAACUUGCAAUACAUCAAAACUUUUGUAAAAGUUUCCGGUUAAAUGACAGGAAAUUACUAUGGUUUUACAAAGCAAAUGUGUUUUUGUUUUUUUAAGGGAUACUCUUUGCAAUUAGGAUUUUUGGGUGCAUCUGGGAUUCGAAAUAAAAAGUAGGUCCCUUGAAGUUAAAAAUGCAAGUCAAGAUGUCGUCCGGAUCAUGUUUAACUUAUGGUGUUUCAUUAAAAUGGAAAGAAUGUUAUGUACCUAAAUCAUGGUUUACAAUAAAGUUUUGACUUAAUAAAAAAA